Cylicostephanus goldi is the source of this 488-nucleotide messenger RNA. The record is from the annotation of a GenBank genome assembly. Lineage: Eukaryota; Metazoa; Nematoda; Chromadorea; Rhabditida; Strongylidae.
AUGAUCAUUGAGGAUGUGGAUGGCCAGCCAAUUCUUACGGUAAUCGUGAAAUGUCCCCGGGCAGCCGACGGGGUGUCCCAGAUGAUCUCGAAGCUUCCUGCCAACACCCGUAUCAAGCAUAUGGAAACCCGUGACAGUAAGGAUGGUCCCACUGGUGACAUGGACGUCCUAGUGGAACUGGAGCUGGAGCCAGGAAAGAGCGCAAACGAGGUGAUGGCGGCGAUGAAAGAGAGAGGGUUACAGUUCUAUGAAGUCUCAUUCACGAUGAAACCACCAGUGCUGGAGAAGUACAUGGAACCUGGAUCAAACGACGCUAUCACCGGCUGUCAGUGGUUCCCAAAAACAAUCUACGAUCUGGACAUUUGCGCCAAAAAAGUCAUCAUGUAUGGUGCUGGACUUGAUGCUGAUCAUCCGGGUUUCAAAGACCCAGAAUAUCGCAAGCGACGUAUGAUGUUUGCAGAUAUCGCUCUGAAUUAUAAACAGUAAGC